AUGGACUCGAUGUUCAACGUUGUUCGUGAAUACAUUUAUUGGUUAUCAGACCGUUUACUAAAUUUUACUCAAUUAUAUUAUUUAUCGAACACAAGAACAACUCGUUCAUUCAUACCUGUCAUUGAAAUCCGCGACCUCGGUGAACCUGUAUAUAGAUGGACUCCGCCCAAAAAACUUCUCAAUCCAUAUUUUUACGACUGGUUUAUGAAUUUUGUUCUAAAUAAUUUUAAUUACGUCAGUAAAAAGUAG
Pediculus humanus corporis (human body louse) is the source of this 249-nucleotide messenger RNA. RefSeq lists its product as uncharacterized. The record is from RefSeq and is a predicted model, not a curated record. The coding region runs from base 1 to 249 and encodes 82 amino acids. The transcript is spliced from 5 exons. Lineage: Eukaryota; Metazoa; Arthropoda; Insecta; Psocodea; Pediculidae.